AUGGAGGAUGCAGUCGCCAUCCAGGACAACGUGGCCGGGUACACGUGCCUUGCCGUCUUAGACGGGCACGGAGGGCACAAGGCAGCCACACUGGCUCAGUCGCACUUACCAAAGCAGCUGAAUCAGCACCAGUGGCAGACGAGCAACAAGGAGCAGGCCGCGAUUGAUGCCUUCCAUGCAGUGGAAGAGCUCAUGCACGAGGAAUUGGCCGGCGAGGCCAGUAUGUUGCCUUCCGGAACAUCAUCCGGAACUGUCGCAUGCGUCGCACUUUUUCAGGACAAGAAGGUUAUCCUGGUGAAUUUGGGAGACUGCCGUGCGGUUGUCUUUGAGUCAUCGAAGUUAUCCACCAAAACCAAGGACCACUCCCCGGAGAAGAACGAGCUGGAGAAGCAGAGGUUGCACCAGACCGGAGUGAGUGUUGAGUGUGGAUACGUUGAUGGCAAAGUGCAGGUCUCCCGGGCCUUCGGUGACAUCACGGCCCAGACCGGACACAAGAUCCAGGGCCUCAUGUGCACACCGGAGGUCACAGUCGUGGAGGUCAAGGAGACGACUGAGUUUCUCAUCCUGGGCACAGACGGCAUAUGGGAUGGGGUACAAGACCAGACAGCAAUAACCACGGCCAGGAAGGUGCUUCGUGAGACACGGUCUCCAAAAGCGGCAGCGAAAGCAGUCGUGGAAGCUGCCAAGGCGGACAACGCUGCGGUGAUCGUCUUAGCGCUCAACGUCCCAGAGCCGCCCCCUAAAAGGGAUGCGGCUCAGAGCCGCUUCCGGCAGAGCUCCAAGACAGAGUGA
Symbiodinium sp. CCMP2456 is the source of this 792-nucleotide messenger RNA. NCBI's taxonomy places the organism in Eukaryota, Dinophyceae, Suessiales, Symbiodiniaceae. The record is from the annotation of a GenBank genome assembly.